Molecule: messenger RNA, 525 nt
Organism: Argiope bruennichi
Lineage: Eukaryota; Metazoa; Arthropoda; Arachnida; Araneae; Araneidae
Product: spidroin-1-like
Exons: 3
Coding region: 1-525 (174 amino acids)
Cellular component (GO): chitin-based extracellular matrix
Molecular function (GO): structural constituent of chitin-based larval cuticle
Source: RefSeq, a predicted model, not a curated record
AUGAUCUCUCAGGCUUUCAUUUUGUCUGCUUUGGCAGUGGCUGCUUUUGCAAGCCUGCAUCAUGAACCCAUUCACCAUCCCCAACCUUUCAAAUUCGGCUACAGCGUAAAGGACAAGCACGGUGAACAGCAUCGUGAAGAAGUCGGUGAUGGCAAGAACGUGAAGGGAAGCUACGGAUUCACCGACGCCAGGGGAAUCAAACGACAGGUCAACUAUGUUGCUGACCACGGAGGAUUCAGAGCUGAGGUCAAGACCAACGAACCUGGAACUGCCAACCAGAACCCAGCAGCCGUCCACAUCAUCUCCGACGCUCCCUACGGACAUGGAGGAUAUGCUGGAGCUGCAGGACUCGGAUACGCCGGAGUUGGAGGUGCAGGAUUGGGAUAUGGAUACGGUGGUCUUGGAGCAGUUGGUGUAGGAUACGGCAAUGCAGGACUUGGUGGAUAUGGUGGUCUUGGAUAUGGAGGCUAUGGCCUCGACAACGGACGUUUUGGAGGUUUAGGUUACUCACGAUAUGGUUUUUAA